This is a messenger RNA of Erpetoichthys calabaricus (reedfish), 3408 nucleotides long. RefSeq names its product coiled-coil domain containing 126 (gene ccdc126). The record is from RefSeq and is a predicted model, not a curated record. Bases 617 to 1027 code for a protein of 136 amino acids. The transcript has 4 exons. NCBI's taxonomy places the organism in Eukaryota, Metazoa, Chordata, Cladistia, Polypteriformes, Polypteridae.
AGCGGAAAGGGCGGGUCGAGAGGGGGUAACAGUUGUGACUGACUUGUGAUUUUCAGCUUUCUGCGAAGAAAAGGGGAGAAAGAGGACGAUGUUAUGUUUAAAAUGGUUAAAGUACAGACGGGGGAUUGUUUCAUAGAAUCCGACUCCAAACAGCCAUAAGAAAUCGAAAAGAAAGGAAGACAUGAUAGGAGAAAAGCACAAGGAAUGUGGCUAUUGCAAAAGAGACGGACACGGUUCGUUUACUCGUGUGCUGUCGUGUCUUGUUUGACGUGAGACGGGUCUCUGUCUUUAUUCUCUCAUCUUCCAUCUUCUGGGACCUCUCAUUGGUAUAUUCUGGCUCACACAGAUAGGUAUUAUGGUCUGUGUGAGAUUGAUGAAGGAAGUGCGAUUGUGAGAUGGCCCUGAACAGCACAGACAAUGAUCAUAUUCCACAAACACAUACCAGAGUGGUAGUGAAUGAAACAGGGAUGUCUACUUUGAAAAUGACUAAAUGCAGAAUUUUCUUCAAGGCCAGAAUAUCUGAUAGCUGAUAACCCUUUGCUUCAGUGUAGUUAACUAUCAGGCUUCAUGGUUAAAUAUCAGACAACGGACACUCUUGAUUGUGCUGUAAAAGAACAUGCUUGGACGAUUCUUUAGAAAAAACAUGUCCCAGAAACUUGGUAUACUUUUAUUAAUUUUUGGCUUUAUUUGGGGAUUAAUGUUAAUGAAGUACACAUUUCAGCACCCAAGACACCAAAGCAGCGCUGAGCUACGAGAGCAGAUACUUGAACUAAGUAAAAGAUACGUCAAAGUUCUAGCUGAGGAAAAUCAAAAUGUUGAUGGUCUCCGUGGUACAUCAAUGGCUGGAUAUGCUGACUUGAAAAGGACAAUUGCUGUCCUCUUGGAUGAUAUUUUGAAGCGACUGGUGAAACUGGAAAACAAAGUUGACACUGUCAUUAAUGGUUCUGUUGUGAAUACUACGAGUGUAGUUGCUGGGAUUUCAUCCGUAGCUAAUAAGCAGCUGGGCAAGACAGAUACAAUGAGAUAGCAAGUAUUGUUUUAAGCUAAAAGCAAAAAGCAUGUUGCACUAAGCAGCAGUCACCUUGAUCUAAUAAUACUUGUACAUUAAUGAUUAAACAGAAUGGUACAAAGCUUGUAUUUUGCCAUGCAUUUUUCUUCUGAAAUAAUCUUAAUGUAAGAUUGUCUGUAUGGGUGCUUAAAGUUAGUAGUGGUUUUAAUACAGCACUUGCUGUUGAUUACGAGCUUUUUUUACUACAUUUAUUUAAUUUUUUAAAUGAAAAACUAUGAAAGUAUGAGUUUUAUUAGCUUUCAGUUAAAUAGUAUUGCCAAAGUUUUUUAUGGCAAAAACCAUAUAUGAAAAGUUACUGUGAUACUAUAUAAUAGGUGUCAUUGUAAUAGCAAAAGUAAUGUAAGAGUAACCUUUAAUUCUACACUGAUGUUAUAUAUUUUUUUAAACAAAAUCUGUCUUAUUGAAAUUCAGUAGUAUGUAUGUAUAUACGUGUGUGUGUGUGUGUGUGUGUGUGUGUGUGUGUAUGUGUGUAAGUGCAUUCAGUAUUAAGUAAUUAAUUCCCAGUAUUUUAAAUAUAGCACAGCCUAUGUACUAGUAAAUGUUUCUAAUAUUUUUUUAUCCAGCCAUUUUACAAUGUAUAUGAAUGGUAAAUAAACAGGAGAAUAUUUUUCAUCGUAUCAAUUCAUUUGCGUGUAUUAAAAUGAUACAAGCAGAAUAUAUGUUUAUUAAACAUGUUGAAACAUGUAAGAGAUUAUUGUAUAGUAAUUGGCCUUAAUAAAAGUACAUUGUAAAAAUAAACAAAGCUGGUCACAAAUUAGAUUUAUUUAAUUUGUUAUAAAGGUGGAUUUCUGUUAAAAUGUGGUGAUAGUUAAGUAAACUCCUACUGUACUAGAUUAAGAUUAUUACAGAUUCUGUGAGGAGUAUAUAAUUAAUAUACUGAUUGUUUAUAUCUGUGAUGAAACUAUUUAUAUCUGUGAUGAAACUAAAUUGGGUCACAUACAACCAGAAUUUAUUUUGGCAAGUGAUGCUUUUGAUUUACUCACCAGUGGCUACAACAGCUGAAAAAAUAUAUGCUACAUGCCCACAUAGCAUAUGCCCAGAUAUGUUAAAUUAUCACUGCUGUUGCUGGAAUUUGAAAAACAAAACUGUCUCUUUUGGAUUCAAAAAGCUGAAUGAAUACAAAGGACAGGCAGAUGCUUUUCAACUGCCACUGAAUUGACAUCCUUGACAGUGUGCUUGGCUGCAAAUGUAAAAUUUUCCUUUAAGGCCUUUAUUGAUACCAACCUAUAAAAUUAUGCUACGUUCUAUUGAAGUGGCCUACGGUACAUUCAGAAUGGAUACAGUCCUGUUCCUUUUGGGUGCACUGCUGGUUUUGAUUGUUUCUUCUAUGAUGCAUAGAAGAUAAUGUGUACAAAAAAAGUAGAUUUUGUAAAAUUGCACAAAAGAGAUAAAAAAAUGCUGAAUGAACUCCCUUCUCCAACAAAAACUGUAACAUUGCUGUUUUACUCAAAGCAAUAAUUCUUUCUUUUAGAAAGUGUAAGCAGGGUAGUUACUGUGAAUAUUCGAUAGUGAGAUAGCAUUGAAAAUACUGUAUAUUGGCAGGGUGAAAAAGGGACAAUGGCUGAUAAUCCGGGAACUGAGCAUUAGAAUAUGAAAAAAAUUUUAAUCUGGAAAGAAUUGAGUAUCUCUCUAUUAUUAUAAUAAAAAAAAAAUCUUUGGGCGGAAGACUAGGGGACGAGAUCUGAUCUUUUCAGAAGACAAUUUGAAGUCCAUUCAGUAUUAACAGACACUUUAACUUGCUCCCAGCUCUUAAAACAAUGACAAGCGACAAGCAAAACACGCAGCUCACCAGCAGCAGAAAGUCAUCAGAUGAUCCGACCGCUUCUCCUUCGCGUACAUUGAGACCCCCCCUUCACAACGUGAGUGGCAGAGACACGAAGUGGCAAAAGGACAGCUGCUGUACAGGCUUUGAAAUGAUCGGGCAAUGAGACAAGCAGAACAGGCAGCUCGCCAGCAGCAGAAAGACAGCAGCUGAUCCGACGGCAUCUCUUUAGCGUGCGUUCAGCCGCACCACCUUCACAACGCGAGCAGCGUUAUAUGUCCUACGAGAAAGAGAUGUAACCACGCCCAUGGCUGGAAAUAAAGGACAAGUAUUGUUUUUACAAAAGUUUUAAAGUAAAAGUGAAAAUAAUGCAUAUGUAACAAUUCCCAUGAAAAUAGCAACUCUUUUUAAAUUGGAUAUCCAGUAAACCAAACCUAGUUUUUUAAAAGGAAAAUAUUGUGCCUUUGAAAUAAAUUAUGUUGAAGCUUUUGGAUUAUGUACGCAUGUGUAUAUUUUAUAUUUUGCAUAGUGAAUCAACAGGUGCCAUGAAGCUCAUAAUAAUAAAAAUUCAAACCAA